Paracoccidioides brasiliensis Pb18 is the source of this 561-nucleotide messenger RNA. Its product is annotated as ADP-ribosylation factor 6. Gene Ontology annotation, molecular function: GTP binding; GTPase activity. Bases 1 to 561 code for a protein of 186 amino acids. The record is from RefSeq and is a predicted model, not a curated record. Gene Ontology annotation, cellular component: cytoplasm. The transcript is spliced from 5 exons. Gene Ontology annotation, biological process: vesicle-mediated transport; intracellular protein transport.
AUGGGUAGUCAAGUUUCCAAGAUUAUGGGGAAGAUCUUUGGAUCGAAGGAGAUGCGUCUGCUUAUGCUGGGUCUGGAUGCUGCAGGAAAGACAACAAUCCUCUACAAAUUGAAACUCAACCAAGAUGUAACCACUAUUCCCACUGUCGGUUUUAACGUCGAAUCCGUAACGUAUAAGAACGUCAAGUUCAACGUUUGGGAUGUUGGUGGACAGGAUAAGAUCCGUCCUCUUUGGCGGCAUUACUUCUCUGGUACCCAAGGUCUUAUUUUUGUUAUUGACUCGAACGAUCGGAGCCGAAUUGAAGAAGCACGACAGGAGCUCCACCGAAUCAUUCUAGAUCGUGAGAUGAGAGAAGCUCUGUUACUAGUAUUCGCAAAUAAGCAAGAUAUUCCUGGAGCCAUGACGCCCCAAGAAGUGACGGACAAGCUUGAACUGACUCAACUCAAGGACAAAAUAUGGUAUGUUGUCCCUAGUUGCGCCACUACAGGUGAAGGAUUGUUCGAGGGCUUGGGUUGGCUCUCCAGCAACGUCAAGGCUCAACCACAAAGGCAGACUAAAUAA